Messenger RNA from Xenopus tropicalis (tropical clawed frog), 1032 nucleotides. Its product is annotated as extensin-like. The transcript has a single exon. The record is from RefSeq and is a predicted model, not a curated record. Lineage: Eukaryota; Metazoa; Chordata; Amphibia; Anura; Pipidae. Bases 1 to 1032 code for a protein of 343 amino acids.
AUGGCCCCCGCUGCCUUCAUACCCUUCCAGGAGCCCCCAACACCCCGCAAUGGCCCCCGCUGCCUUCAUACCCUCCCAGGAGCCCCCAACACCCCGCAAUGGCCCCCGCUGCCUUCAUACCCUCCCAGGAGCCCCCAACACCCCGCAAUGGCCCCCGCUGCCUUCAUACCCUCCCAGGAGCCCCCAACACCCCGCAAUGGCCCCCGCUGCCUUCAUACCCUCCCAGGAGACCCCAACACCCUGCAAUGGCCCCCGCUGCCUUCAUACCCUCCAAGGAGCCCUCAACACCCCACAAUGGUCCCCGCUGCCUUCAUACCCUCCAAGGAGCCCCCAACACCUCGCAAUGGCCCCCGCUGCCUUCAUACCCUCCCAGGAGCCCCCAACACCCUGCAAUGGCCCCCGCUGCCUUCAUACCCUCCCAGGAGCCCCCAACACCCUGCAAUGGCCCCCGCUGCCUUCAUACCCUCCCAGGAGCCCCCAACACCCUGCAAUGGCCCCCGCUGCCUUCAUACCCUCCCAGGAGCCCCCAACACCCUGCAAUGGUCCCCGCUGCCUUCAUACCCUCCCAGGAGCCCCCAACACCCUGCAAUGGCCCCCGCUGCCUUCAUACCCUCCCAGGAGCCCCCAACACCCUGCAAUGGCCCCCGCUGCCUUCAUACCCUCCCAGGAGCCCCCAACACCCUGCAAUGGCCCCCGCUGCCUUCAUACCCUCCCAGGAGCCCCCAACACCCUGCAAUGGUCCCCGCUGCCUUCAUACCCUCCCAGGAGCCCCCAACACCCUGCAAUGGCCCCCGCUGCCUUCAUACCCUCCCAGGAGCCCCCAACACCCUGCAAUGGCCCCCGCUGCCUUCAUACCCUCCCAGGAGCCCCCAACACCCUGCAAUGGCCCCCGCUGCCUUCAUACCCUCCCAGGAGCCCCCAACACCCUGCAAUGGCCCCCGCUGCCUUCAUACCCUCCCAGGAGCCCCCAACACCCUGCAAUGGUCCCCGCUGCCUUCACAUUCCCCCGCAGGAGCCCCCAACACCCUCUGA